CCCGCCCGCUUCCUGCCGCGCCCGCCCCGCCCGAGCAGCGGCCGCAGCCCCGGCCGGGCCCAGCGGGGAGAUGAACACGGUGCUGUCCCGGGCCAACUCGCUCUUCGCCUUCUCGCUGAGCGUGAUGGCGGCGCUCACCUUUGGCUGCUUCAUCACCACCGCCUUCAAGGAGCGCAGUGUGCCCGUCCGCAUCGCCGUCUCCCGGGUCACGCUAAAAAAUGUAGAAGAUUUCACUGGACCUAGAGAAAGAAGUGAUCUGGGAUUCGUCACAUUUGAUAUUACGGCGGAUCUGCAGAGUAUAUUUGAUUGGAAUGUUAAACAAUUGUUUCUAUAUUUGUCUGCAGAAUAUUCAACGAAAAACAAUGCCCUAAAUCAGGUGGUCCUCUGGGACAAGAUCAUGUUGAGAGGAGAUAACCCAAGGCUGUCCUUAAAAGACAUGAAGUCAAAGUACUUUUUCUUUGAUGAUGGAAAUGGUCUCAAGGGAAACAGGAAUAUCACCUUGACUCUCUCCUGGAAUGUUGUACCAAAUGCUGGCAUUCUACCUCUUGUAACAGGAUCAGGACAUGUGUCUGUACCUUUCCCAGAUAACUAUGAAACAACAAAAAGUUAUUAAAUUAUAAUGCUGAAUCAUAAGCAAAAUAUUUUUAUACUUGUAUAUUGUGGAUACAUUUUAUGGCAGUUUCUUCUUGCAUCCCGUGCAACUUUUCACUGAAUGGAACUUAAUUUCCUCAGGAUAGUAGCACAGGAAAAGGAAAUGAAAAUUCAGGGGUUUUUUUGGUUUUUUUUUUUAAGUAAAACAUUGAAGCUGAAACUUGAGGGAAAGGUAAAUUGCAGAGUAAUGGUUUUGAGGGAGAAACUGAGGAUUUUUUUUUCCUGGCCAUUUAAGUAUAGAUCUCCUUUUCUUUUAAAUAAAUAUUUUUAAACCAGAA
This is a messenger RNA of Taeniopygia guttata (zebra finch), 929 nucleotides long. NCBI's taxonomy places the organism in Eukaryota, Metazoa, Chordata, Aves, Passeriformes, Estrildidae. The record is from RefSeq and is a predicted model, not a curated record.